AUGGGGAGGAGUCUCACAGGGUUCCGUGCUGCAAGGCUUGACGUGAAUCUUGCUGCAAGGCUUGACGUGAAUCUUGCUGCAAGGCCUGAUGUGAACCCUGCUGCAAGGCUUGAUGUGAACCCUGCUGCAAGGCUUGACGUGAACCCUGCUGCAAGGCUUGACGUGAACCUUGCUGCAAGGCUUGACGUGAACCUUGCUGCAAGACUUGAUGUGAACCCCAUCUGGAAACUACCCAGUUUUGGGUCUUACCUGGAGCAGCGCAAAAAGAUAAUCGCUGAGAACAAGAUUAAACUGAAGGAACAGAGCAUGGCUGCUGUGCUUCCUAAGAAAAAGCAUUUCAUUCCGAAGAAGCCCAUUCCAGCAAUCAAGGAUGUAAUUGGAAAAGCACUGCAGUAUAUUGGAACAUAUGGUGAGCUCUGCAACACGGAGCAAGUUGUGGCUCUGAUUGACGAGGAAAUGUGUAUCAACUGUGGCAAAUGUUACAUGACCUGUAAUGAUUCUGGCUACCAGGCUAUCCAGUUUGAUCCCCAAACCCACCUGCCCGCGGUUACUGACAGCUGUACAGGCUGCACCCUGUGUCUCAGCGUCUGCCCUGUUAUCGACUGCAUCCGCAUGGUUUCCAGGACAACACCCUACGAACCAAAGCGCGGGCUGCCCUUAGCCGUGAACCCCGUGUGCUGA
Messenger RNA from Mesitornis unicolor (brown roatelo), 681 nucleotides. Its product is annotated as dihydropyrimidine dehydrogenase [NADP(+)]-like. Bases 1 to 681 code for a protein of 226 amino acids. Gene Ontology annotation, biological process: thymine catabolic process; uracil catabolic process. Gene Ontology annotation, cellular component: cytosol. The transcript is spliced from 4 exons. Gene Ontology annotation, molecular function: uracil binding; iron-sulfur cluster binding; NADP binding. The record is from RefSeq and is a predicted model, not a curated record. Lineage: Eukaryota; Metazoa; Chordata; Aves; Mesitornithiformes; Mesitornithidae.